AUGUCAAAGUUACAUGCUAUAACUGCUGAAUUGGGUACCUCUGAAUAACAUUUUGGCUAUUCGUUUUUACGGUUUUUUGUUUUGUGCGUUAUAUUUGGCUUUCAGAGUGCAUGUUACUUAAUCAGGCCUAGAAAUAACUGUAGCCACGUUCAUGUUAGUAAGAAGGCGCUUUUUGCAACAAUCAUUACCGGCGUCGGUAAUGCUAUUCUGCCUAUUACAAAUGUUAGUCGCCUCAUAAAACGAUAUUAGACUUCUCGGUAGAAGUCUUGCGAAUCCGAAUUUGGAAUUGGCCCGCAGUUGUUGGUAGACGAGAACACCUGAAGAUCGGCCAUUUAAAUGCAAUUGCAGACGAGGCUGUCCACUGAACCCUAGAAUACCAUUAGCUAUGAGUGGACUGGGUCCACGUAAAUACAAACCUGAGCCGGUAGUCUGGGCACAGUCGCCUUUUCGGUGAUUAUUCCCUUUUCCCAAGCUUCAUUUGAACAGUGACGCACAACCUCCGAUGAACAGUUAGAUAAAGCGAGCGAAAAAAAUCAUUCAGAAAGCUGGGCUUGACUUACAGAAUCAUUUCUUCUUGGGCCAUUUGCACUGGGAUAUCAAUUUAAAAUGGGUAACUCGCGUGACUGUUACGUACCCGCCUACGUUUGAGAUGCCGGAAAAGUUCCAUUAUUCUGUUAGACUAGCGUAAAGAUCCAUGCUACGGUGUCUACAGAGGCCGAUGCCAUCCCCAUCCCUCAUCCAAACACAUAGCCUGCUAACUAAACUGCUUAGUCUGGGAUGGACCCUUAAUAUUUGAUCCAUGAAUUUUCAAAUGUUUCUCGACAAGAGCCCAGAGUAACGGUACGGUGUUCAUUGCAGCGUAAAUGUGUGCUGUUUUUUUAGCCUCAAACCCUUUACCCAUGAUCCCCGAAAACGGAGGUCAAGAGUGCGAAGUCCUCUUUUAAUUUCCACUAUAUCACUUCUUAUGGCUCAUCUGCCAGGCAUUUUGUGAGGCCUGUUCUCGCGGAACGGGCAAACGAAACAAUAUCCGCACGAUAACUACUCAGUGACCAUCUAACGUACACACGGCGGGAGUGACCCUUUUUUAGUACUUCUCCCGUUUAUACACAGCUGUUAACUGCUAGUCUGUCUGAUAAAAGAGCCGUUUCAGUUUCUUGCGAAACCCAUCCACAGUGAUUUUUCGAUUUUUGACGGUCAUUUGGAUAGCGAGACUGCAUUCUAACUUGUUCAUUGUUUCGCAGUUGGGUGAAUAAAAGUAAAUCAGUGCGUGACUCCAUUGCUUACGAAACCUACCGCAUAUCAUUCGCAUACGCCUAAAAGGAUACUUCACAGGCUCCAUCAUGUCGUGAAAUCGCGACAGCCCUGCAUGGCUUAGACCUUGAGUGCAAAACUUCACUCGUACGCUGCAGUCCUAAUCGAAGAAGAGCUGAAUUCCGUCUUUUUCACAACGUGUACCGUCUUUUGCGUUCAUCGCUGACAGAAAGAAGACAUCGACAAAGUUCUGAAACCGCCUUGGAAUAAGGCGCCCAGAGAGAACUGCAUCCCCGGUGAAGUUAGGCUUGUCGACGCUGACCCAUCGGCACCAUGAGAUGAUUGGGUAGGUACGGAGAAUGAGGCUGUCACGGAUAACCGAAAAUAGACGAUUCUUUUGCCUAUUUUCACGAAGAUAAAAUAAUUUUACUGCAUGUAUGACCCAGGGACGUGACCUAACAAGGCCCCAGCUGAUGUAGGUCGUUGAUGCAUCGAGAUAAUAUUCAAAGCGCGGUCUCAUUACCGGACACCGCCACGGCUAAUAACAAUAAUACACUAUCCUUGUUGACUAUACUACAACGGUCGAUUCCGUUUACCAUGUUUAACUGUGAUAAAUAGUAGAGGCAGACGCCAUUUCGGUAAACGCAUCUUUCUACGAUGACCUAAUAUUACGUCAACAUCCAGCGAGUACGUGUAUGUGUUCUCCCAGCUGUUAGACUGGGUUGCGCUACCCCACUCAUUCUAUUUAACCACGUCAUCGACUGAAUUCUCUGUGUGACAAUACGCGGUGUUGUAACUAAUUUUUUUUAUCAGAAGACCGUCUGAGUUGCAUAAAAUAAGCUAACUAUGUUGCCCUGCUGGUGAUAUAGCUCUGGCCAAAAAAAUAUAUUAGAUGAGCGUGAUCGCUUAGUCGAUUAAUUUAUCUAUCAACCCUGAAAAUACCAGAACAUUUGCUAGCUGAGUUUCCGACGAAGAGAAGGCACCUAUUGUAAUUAAUCACUGCCAGCUUUAAAAAAUAUCCGGAGGCCAAGUAGCUACCUAAAUGAAAGAGUAAGGGCGUCGUCGACCGAAUAGAAUGUAUUCGUAGGAUUUUGAUGAUUUUUGAAGAUGUUUACAAACCGUAUGCGACAUAUCAAUCUUCGUGAAGACCCACAUGUUCUGUACAUCCUUGCGAUUAGUCUUCAUUUAUGUUUGUAAGUGUUGGGCUUUGCACGUGACAGACAAACACCCGGAGCUUUUUGAUCUCCGCUGCGUCAGAAGGAUCUUUUCAGACGGGCAUGUCGAAUUCAUCUUGAUUAAGGCAGUCCGCAAUCACAUGGGUAUCGCGAAGGAAAAUCAGACUGUCCAAGAAGGCGAAUUAAUUGGUUUGAGCACUUUACUCGCAAUCCCUUGAGCACAGUAAUGCUACUCUUGAUUCGACAUUGCUAUCUAACUGAAGGCGCCGAAGACCGGGCCAACCCAAAACCUGGUUCUACGCUCUCCGUCAAUAAUCAUGAACAUUUAGUAUUCGGCCUGUGUCGCUGGUGAAGGCACUGGAUCGAGCUCUUCAGAUCCCCUCCCAUUGGUCGUCAGGUGUUAAGGUGUACUCUCCCCAACUAGGUCAAACAUGAUCAAAACCGUAUCAAGUACAAGUUCGCAUGAAAAACGAAGCGAACUACUUGGCCGCCAUGGCCCAGUGUCAGCGUCCGGCAGAAUCCUUUGUAUAAAAACCAUGACACUUAACACAUUUCUUAGAUAAAUUUUGGUUGUGGUGGAGUAGUUGAUAGUAGACUGAAGAGGAAACGUCAGUUCCCCAGAGACAUUCUUCAUUCGUCACAUUACCAUGAUGUUCAUUGUGCAAAUUGGAAAGCGUGGCUUCUCCCACUGACCAAAUUUGCUAUCGUUUUAGCGAAAAGUGUUUGCGAGCUUGUAUAGGCACAUAUAAACGCCUCUAAGCAUUUCCUUUGUCGAAUACUUGGUCUACGAAAAUUUUACAAGAAAACUGUUAACGGUAAAAAUAACCGCAAUCUUGCUUCUCGGCAAAAUUCGAUAUCAAAAGACAUCAUUACCGAAAAAAAACAAGACUUCCGGAGAAACCGUGUACCUUUACCUUCAGUCCCAUCCUUGUCCUAAUAAUAGAUUGUGUCCGGAUUUUCGGUACGACAUUCAGUGGACAGUUGAGGGAGAGUCAGUCCUGGGUUCAGAAUCUAGAGUUCUGAAAUUUCCUUUAUGUCACAACUGAACGGCUGUGCUUUGACUGUCUGUCGCUCCUGUCAUGGAGGUGGCCGGUGUCCAGUCCAUGAGACCAGAGCGAGCAUUCGACAUAUAAUGACUUUGUCGAUGCUUCUAUUUCACUUGUCAAGUCCAUGUUUCAUUUUCAGCAACCGUGAUUGCGUUUUCCUAAAAAUUGGUUUGGUGUGACAAUUUUUUUAACCUCAUGUGCCCAUAACGAAAGAAGAUAUGUGAACUCCAUACACACUUCCAAAUCACUGUUCACAAUCUAAGGAGAAUCCGGCCUGCGAUUCCACGUGUUUGGCCUUAUGUUUAUUAUCUUUCACCGGCACUCGCAUAGUCUAUUCCAGCAUUUCCGUUUCUUUCUUUCAGGCGCUGAAGUUGACCGUUUUACUGCUAGAAUUGAGGAGGAAAAGAGAAAAAUUCUAGGUAACACACUGGUUCUUCACAAACGUGCGCAUUCCACUGCAGAAUCUAAGGCGCUUUUUGAAAGUCAACUUGAAAAAAGACGUCAAAAUGACGCGGAGUCAGCGAAACUCCUGAGUGAGCUUGAUAGAAUCCAGACAUCUUGCUUUAAACAGCGACCCUCUCCUGACAGGUAGUUUCCGCGUACGUAACCUAUAUCUGCUAGUGGCGAUGAAUCUGGUGUCGAUCGUAUGCCCUAUUUGGUCAAAGUUGCUGGCGAAAUCCGUGCUGCAGCCCAAAAAAUUAGGUAUUCUGUUUAUAUCACUUUCUUUUCAGAGUUUUCAUUCAACUUUAUGGCUGUAUCUUGCGCACAACACUCAUAUUUAUGGCGCUAAUUAUGAUUACUGGCGUGCUCGGAAGACAUGCCACCCGGUAGAUGUGCUGGACCAACAUAGGGAUUAGAUGCGCCUCCGACAGGCGUUAUUGGUAAUGCGCACCUAUAACAAAUGCUGGCUUUCUCAGUGUAGUAGCACACCUACGUGCGGACUCACGCCGCGCCCAUUAGAGUCCGUACCGCACUCCAGUUUUUUGAUUUAUAAAAUCCUGGUUCGCGUGUACCGUGCAUCUGUCCAGUCUGUACUUCUCUACGGUUGUGAAUGCUUGGCUUUGCGCGUGGAGGACGAGCGAAAACUGGAGGUAUCUGAUCACCACUGCUUGAGGACCAUUCCUCGAGUGAAGUUCACCGACUUCGUCUCAAAUAAGACAGUCCGCGCGCGCUGCGACAACAUCGCAAGGAUAAUUCAGGCCAUCCAGGAAAGACGAAUGAGGGGAUUCGGGCAUGUUCGUCGUCGUCCACCUCAGGAGUUAAGUGUUACUACCCUCGAUCUGGCGCCGUUGCCCCAUUGGAGGCGUCGAAGAGGAGGUCAAUUCAAAACCUGGCUCGACACAGUUCGUCAAGACAUGGAGGUGGUUCUUGGACCUUCGGUAUUCGGUCUACGUCGUUGGCGAAGGGAAUAGGUUGAGAUGUCCAGAUCUGCUGCCGCGGAUCGUCACGCGUGAAGAGGUAAAGUCCGCGACAUCAUCGUGGCCGGCUAGAUCAGGCAUGAUCGCAGCCGUAUCAAGUACAAGUAAGUUGGUGUAUGUUGUAGACCAGGAGGUGUGGUGGUACGCCUAGGUGCGGGUUUUCGUUAUAUCAACCGUGUGUCCCCUUCCCGCCUCCGGUUUUCUUUACUUUGUCAUAACACCGGGGAGGUGGAGAGUGCGAGAGAUGAAGUGCAAGUAUACUGUCACCAUAAGUUAAUUCAUGCGCAAGUCACCGUCUCUGUCCGCACCCUGCUGUGGAGCACACAAUGGACAUCGUCGGUCACGACUGUCGAACUAUCAUGAUUACUGGUUCCAUGUGCAUAGCUUGUCUAAUAAUCACCGUUUGCGGUCGCCCAGCGGGAGACUUUUGGGCGAGGUAGGCUAGUUGGCACACUAGCCGCUCAGAACACAGACCUGGGUGUCCAAUUUGGCCAGUUUGCUUCCAACUGCAUCCAUAUUUUUGCUAUUCAGGCGCCGUUGCGAGUCGAGAACAGCUGCCCGUAUAAUCUCGCCUCCACGUCGACGCCGCAUGUGAUCUUGCCAUCUCAGUCAGCGGGUGAGCGGGGCGACGUUGUCCAGUCACUCUUCGGACCGACCGCACUGUUGUUCGUUGGAGACCACUUCGUAGCAAGUGGUUGGCGUUUUCUGAACGUACCGGUAAUUCCGCAUAUCCACGUGGAAAGAUUGUCGUAAUAGCGACCUUGUAUGGUCAUAAUUCUGGACUGGUCGGAUGUCGAUUUCUGCAUCUCGAUUCAAUUGUCCGAAGGCAUUGAUUGGUUUGGGUGGAGCGGCCGGCUGGUGCUCUACGAUUCAGGCUGCAGUGACUCCUCAAUGUAGCCUUUAUGGCACUCCUACUCCGUGGGUUCCGAGCCAAGUGUGACGACACGCCUAGGUGCAGCUCCGGCCGUGCCAGCCACCCUUUUUGUUGUUUACAAUCCUGGUCAUUCGCUGUGCGGACCAGGGGCUAUGGAGUGGAACAUCAAGGUGCGAGCCCCACCGUGUCAUCCGCCUGCGCCCUCCCCCGCCCCCGGUCUUCUUGUCUACAUCUUGACACCGGAAUCAGGUGGGGAACGAGGACAGAGCGCGACAAACAAAACGCCAGUCUACCAUCACUAUAACUUAAUUUACGCCCAAUUCAUCAUUUCUGCUCUCACCCUACUGUGGAGCACACGGUGGACAUCGUCGAGACCGAUGGCCGUACUGUCAGCUGCCCGUCAUCCGGUUUGUUUCUAGGCCCAGAUGAGAGGUAAACGUCAGGUGGGACGUGAGGGAAAUUACCGCUUCUUGCGGCAUGGCGUUCUAGGUGGCGGUCAAUCCAUCCGCUUGGCCACCCCUCAUAGGACACCUUUUACACCCCCUUCGCUCCCUGUUUUGAACCGUAUUUUGCAUUUCUGAGCUGGAGCAAGCUGGCAACCGCAAUACCAUCAGCAUUAACCACGGCCUACUGCAACACCGACGUGGUUUACCAGUGCAGGUCGGUCCGAUGACAGACGCUGGAAGUGACAUCAUUGAGGCCUCGACAUUGACAGGGACUUUAGUUAUUGCUCAGCGAUUGUAUUGUUAGAUCAGUCGAGAUACCUUUGGUCACAUGCUCUCAUGCAGCUCGAUCAACCGCUUUUAGUCCCGAUGGACAGUGAGGCAUAGAUUGCCAACAACAGUGGCGAUGUUGGAUGGUUCGGCGAAGCUUCUGUGGUCGAUUGUCGCAGUUCUUCAUCCUCUUCUACGCACUGGUACUAGUGUCGGCGAUUGGCGAAGACGCGCUUGAAGAUGGCUGUACUUCUUGCACAGUGGUAGGAUGUCCUUAAGAUUGACAUGAGACCGGCGUUUCUCCAGUUUUUGGAUAUGACCUCCGUUCCCAAACUUGUAUCAAAGGUCCGCGCACUAAGUCUGGUAAUAUUGUUAAGUGGCGUUUUUUUGAUUCUUAAUGGAAAUUAGUCAUCGGCAAUUUCAUCGUCGUUCAUCAUUUCGCGCCAACGAUGUCGGUAGACGGCAAAUUGUGGUCAUCCAUUGAUUGAAGCACCUGGAUGUCUUCACAUUGGAUGGCAUUUUGCGGAGUUUGCGUCAGUUCGAACAGGUUUUUUGUCGACUGAAGACGCCUCGGAAAUCACUGGCAUCUGAAUCACUGCAGCGUGACGAUUAGGGGAUACCCUACAGCAAUCUGUGACUGUAGUCCAAUUCUGAGGAUGAUCGACUUAGCUUCCCUACUCACCUUUCGGGGAACACGCAGAAUGGGACCGAUUGAGAUCCUAACCACAGCAGUGAGGGUCACACGCCCACUUGACAUGUUUAUAUAUCUCAUUUCGUGAAAUCAAUGACGCACUGAUUAUCGGUAAAGACUGUGAAACAGCUGUCUGCGUCUGACCUGUUGCACUCUUAAUGAGCUGCUUAUGUAUUAUAUGUUGUAUGUGUCCUAUGGCACAACGUUCGUUGUCGUCAGUAGCAAACUGGCGGGCGAACAGAAUGGGAUCGAGUGAGAUCCUAACCACAACGGUGAGGGUCAAACGCUUACUUGACGUACGCUGUUUUUAUCCGUUUCAGAGACGAGCGAAUAGAAGUCCUUGCGAAGUACAAAGCUCAGCUGGACAAGUAUGAGUUACUUACUCGGAAAAAUCACUUCCUCGAGUCCUUUAUCGAAACUUGGAAGAGUAAUCUUCGAGACGGCAAGGAGCUUGCAGGUAGAACACUUAGUUUUUGCAUUCUGUCGUUAUUUAGAAUUACCGGAGGUCAUAAGAAAAAUGCAAGUCGACAUCUUUGAUCAACUAUGUACGUUACAGGUCUGAAGAGUUGUCAGAAUUCUAUGAAACAGCACCUCACAAAAUUUUAGAGGAGGUUUGCUCCAAACCCGUAAGUUUCGCUCCUAGAUUUUCGAUUUUGCAACUUCUCAGACACUUUUAAUCAAUUCUCAUCGGACCAGUGCAUUUAUUUGGGUGCGAGGUACAAAGAAAAGCGUGUUAGCGAUAUACGGUUCGUCUUUUUAUAGAAAUGGGGUGUGGGAAAGGAGGGGAGAGGAGACAGUAAGUGGCAGUGAGGGUUAGGUAGAGGCGUGUCACAUGGGCAGGGGGAAACAGAGGUGCGGAGACACGCAUUCAGUUAAUCGAUCUUUGGCCACCGUAGACGCGGAGCAUGCAGGAGGUUCUUCUGUGCACACAGGACCGGCCUCCAUGGCCUGAUGGCAGUCGCGUCUGCUGUUGCUAGUAAGCGCGGACCCAGUUGCUUAGGGUAGUUAGGGGAAGGGCCUUGUAAAUCACACGGAGGGUUUCACUGGGGUCCACGAGAUGCCCAGAAUCAACCCUUUACGCGGAAAUGGAGCUGUGUGUGCUCUUAAUUUCACAUUUCCUGAGCCAUGCCGGCAAGUGUUCUCGUAUUCUUGUGGAUAAGCGCCGGUUAACUGGUGGCCUUUUCUUUAGUGAUUUCUGCUAAUCAGUCACCUGGAAGCAGAAACUUUAGUGAUGAGUGUUGAGCACCUUAUUUUCCUCCUAAACAUCCAAAACUGACAAUUUCGUAGCACCACACACGGGAUGAAUAACUACGCCUUUAAUAAUCGGGCAUAUUCAGAAGACUAUUUGGCAAGCAUUCGUCUACUUCCAAUGAAUUCUCGUCAGGCCAGUACAUUUGUAUGGAAACAGGGUCAAGUAAAACCUGUCAGUGAUUAUAAAAAUCGAUUUAAAUUCGUCUUAAAACACAAGCGGCGUAUAAAAUAUGGGGUGGUAAUAAGUCAACGCCAGGGGCAGGGUGAGAGCGGAAGGGCGCGGAGAGUUGCAUGCAGCUAGUCGACUUCCGACCACAAUAGGUGCGGAGCCUGAACGAGGUUCUUCUGUGCCCACAAGACCGGGUUUUGUAACCUGAUGGCGGCCGCUUCUAACAUAAGCUGGCCUAGUAGUUUAGGGUAGCUUGAUGGGACCUUAUAAAUCACACUAAAAGUUUUGUUGGGGUCUAUAGGAUGUCCGGAAUCAACAAAAUAUGCGGGGGUGGGGCCGUUUUUGUUCCUAGCUUUGUCUUUUCCCAGCCAUGCCGGGAGAUGUUCUUGUAUUCUUUUGGAUAGGUGCCGACUCGUGCGACCAGUAUAACCUGCUUCACAAGAGCAAGUGAAGGAGUAGAUGCACCUUGAGGUGGUUUGAGUUGGCAACCUAUCCUUACCUUCUUCGCGUAAAAUAGGGUUAUCAGAGAAUAUUAUUGGAACCCUUGCUGGUUGACCAAAGCGUCUUCUUAGAAGUUCACUCGCAGCAUUCCCUUUAAAAGGGACUUUGAGGAACUGUACUUUUGGGGAAUCAGUGUUGUCUGCUUUUCUGGUCAUCCGGCAAUAUUCUUUGCAGUAAACCUGUCACGAUACUCAUUUUCGUGAAUCAAGUCCUGGAUCUCUUUAAGCGUCUCCUCGGUGCUGUCAAACAGAGACCUGACCCUUUGCGCCAAAUAUCGGACUAGAUUUCGUUUUUGUUGGCGAUGCACGAAACCGCCGAGGUUCGUGUACUGUCCAGACCAAGUCUUCUCCUGAAAAACGCUCCUUCGGACUCUGCCGUCCAGCAUGGCUCAAGUUGUUAUCGGACCCAAAUGGCAAUUUAUUCAAGGCCUUCUGUUAUUUGCUGACUAAAGCUUUUUGUUAAUGACUUUGCAAACUACCGUCUAUGGGGUCGUCUUCAACUGGCCAAUUUUUCGUUUUUUUUCAAGGGUCCCCAGAUGACCCCUGCCCCUCCGCCUGCACACACUACUCGAGCCUCUGAAAUGUCUAAUGUUCAUGCGCAAUCGCUCGCGCACGCCGAAGUUACUGCACCUGACCCACGCAAAAUGAGCGAUCAGUCAAGCUACUCUGCAAAUGGCGACGCAAACGAUAUCAGCCGACUAAUUGACCUCAACAGCACGGCUGUGGCCAACCUGGAGAACGGUAAGUGACAGCAGGUGGUCGACUCUUCCUGGUCGCCAUUGGAGCGUCAGCCAAUUUCACAUCUCCCACUUUAUAAGUCCUACACCACUGUGCAGCCUCUCUCCCUCCCUCCCCCCUCUCUCUCUCUCAUAGUCUACUAGAUAUUUCAAGUGGUAGUAAGUAAUCCUGUAGUCUGUUUUUUUUACCGACGACCCUGACUAUAGUCCGUGACAACCUGAGACACAGACUGAAUGGGAUGCAGCUACCAGAGGAUUAGAUAAAAGCUGUGGAGGGGAUACUUAUUGGUCGCACUGCGGGCUAACGGGCGCGUCCACAGGUGGCGAGGCGUCUUACAAAAUACCUCAAAGCCUGGCGAGGUCGCUGCAACAUGGCGAACAUGAGUCGUCUCCAAAUAAGGUUGCUGUUCCUGGCUAUCUCUAAGUUAAGUUCUUGCGCUAAAGAUGUGAAGAUAACAGCCUCCAGUAAGUCAUUAGGGCAGCUGUUAGGGACACGCCUGUACUAAAAAUUCCCAAGAAACCUCGUGCAUGAAAUAUCCGAAGGUUGUAUUACUAUUCAUGCUACAGUGUCCUCAGAACCUAAGGUGUCUCGGGACGCUGGUCCAGUAGUGUGGGGGAAUAUUAUGCGAGCUGGACUACUUGGACGGAAUCGGGGCCUCAGCAUUUGGUGUACCGGCCAAAAGCAUUGCCAUGAUCAAAGCCUACUUUCGCCCCACUACUGCGCGAGUCCUGGUUCAUAACAAUCUCGUCCAACCAUACGAUAGUCGAUCUGGCGUUCGACGAGGUUGUACCCUGUAGCUCAUUUUAUUCAACUAUACCACUGAUUGGAGUCUUGGGAAGGCCCUACUUGAAGGACAUCGGUUGACUAAUCUCGGCGCUUCGAGCGUUGGUGAUCUACAGUCUACGGUGUCACGGGUUCAUGAAGUCGCUAAAUUGGUCAGUUUAUCCAUAAAGUCUGAGAAGACCAAAGUUUAUUAAAACUGCAUCCCUGACCAAGAGACGGCACCCCUCGGGAUUGGUGGCUGUCGAUUUAAAGAAGUAAAGUUUCAAACGCUGCGGGCUGAGGCUGCUGCCAAAUGGACAGAGUAAAAACGACAUCCGCCGAAUCGAAACUGCUCGCCGAGUUUUUCCCAGCCUUAACAAGUGUCUGUGGACCCUGUGCGAUAUCUCCAUCGCCAUGAUGUUCUGCAUAUGCCAUGCAUCCGUCCAGUCAGUCUUUCUUUACGGCUGUGAAUGCCGCGUUGUCCGUGUGGAAGAUGAACGAAAACUGGAAGUAUCUGACCUCUACUACUUGAGGACCAUCCUCCUAGUGAAGUACACCGACUUUUUCACCAAUGAGAUAGUCAGCAUCCGCUGCGAUAACAUUGUAAGAAUAUCCCAGGUCACCCAUGAAACAUGACUGAGGGGGUUUGGGCACGUCCUUCGUCGCCCGCCUCGCGAGAUCAGUGUUUCUGCCCCCGAUCCGGCACAGUUGCCCUUUUGAAUGCGUCUAUGAAGGAUCAACUCAAAACAGGCUAGGCGCACUGCGUCAAGGUAUGCAAGUGCUUCGCGGACCUUCGGUAUUCGUUCUCCGUCGUUGGCGAAGAGAAUGGAUUGAAUCGUCCAGAUUUGCUACCACAGAUCGUCACACGUGGAGGUACGGUCCGUAACAUCAUCGAGGCCGGCUUGUUCAGGCAUGUUCGCAUCCGCACCAAGUACAAGCGAGUAUGGCCAAACAAAUUGCAUUUACGACUGCACGCUAUGAAGGUAGUGGUGCCCUCUCUAUCGUAUUUUGAAUCACAUCAACGGUCACGGCCAGUUUGACAAUGCCUGACGUUUAUUGCGAAGAUAACUUCCUCUGUAAUAGCAUUUUCGUAGUUGUAUGUAGAUUCCUUACUUCCCUAGCUCUUCAUCGAUAGCAUUAUGUGGACGGCUUAAUUGACUUGGUAAAUUUGUGAACAGAUGCAUAGGAUGCAGUAACGGGUCUUUCAAGUGCUCCUAUCCGUGGAACGGCGCGGGUGAUAACCGGUCGAAUUAGCUGCCUCCAGUUCCUGUAGGUGGUAAAGCUACCAUGCCGUUUAUAGCUAAUGACACUGCAAUCACAUAGUACAGAUUCCUUGUUCCCAGUCAAGAUUAAAUAACGGUUUUCUUACUCCUUAGGUAUACUUUCGAACGAAACACUGUCGGAGCUGAUGCAGGUAGAGAACCGUCGCAUGGAACAAGACGAAACCGCCUGA
This is a messenger RNA of Spirometra erinaceieuropaei, 12041 nucleotides long. NCBI's taxonomy places the organism in Eukaryota, Metazoa, Platyhelminthes, Cestoda, Diphyllobothriidea, Diphyllobothriidae. The record is from the annotation of a GenBank genome assembly.